Molecule: messenger RNA, 3209 nt
Organism: Ostrinia nubilalis (European corn borer)
Lineage: Eukaryota; Metazoa; Arthropoda; Insecta; Lepidoptera; Crambidae
Product: lachesin-like
Exons: 9
Coding region: 201-1532 (443 amino acids)
Cellular component (GO): neuron projection
Source: RefSeq, a predicted model, not a curated record
CACGCCGCCGCUCAGCACCCACCCGCGACGCCGCGCACGACUCACAAAGCACGACACUCCACGUGCGUCAUCAUACAAACUCUCAAAAGUAUUCCCAAGUUACUUUCUUAGAUGAUUCCGAACCAAAUAACAACUUUAGCAAAACUUUUGCAUUGAGUUUCGUAGUGGUAGUAAAGUAGAGACGUAGUUGGUGAUGUGAUAUGGCUAAGCGGCGAGAGCUGAAGCGCUGUGGAAGGCAGAGCGCGGGCGCGCUGGUGGUGGCCGGGUGCGCGUGGGCAUGCGCGCUGAUCGCCGCCGCCGCCGCCGAUGCUCAUGCUGACGUUGACACCUCAACCGGGCUCGGAGACAAUACACUUACCAACUCAGUUGUGGAGGAGCCGGAGUUCACAGACGUGAUUCAGAACGUGACGGUGCCGGCUGGCCGCAGCGUCCGGCUGGCGUGCUCCGUCAAGAACCUCGGCUCUUAUAAAGUGGCAUGGAUGCACUUCGAGCAGUCGGCCAUCUUAACAGUGCACAACCACGUGAUCACGCGCAACCCUCGGGUCAGCGUGACCCACGACAAGCACCGAACCUGGUUCUUGCACAUCUCGGAUGUGCGCGAGGAGGACCGCGGGAGGUACAUGUGUCAAAUCAACACUGUCACCGCUAAGACACAGUUUGGGUAUCUACAUGUUGUCGUGCCGCCGACGAUCGACGACUCGCUGAGUUCCAGCGACGUUAUCGUCCGAGAGGGCGCCAACGUCACCCUGACGUGCCGCGCUAAUGGCUCCCCUAAGCCCACCAUCAAGUGGAAACGCGACGACAACUCAAAAAUAUCCAUCAGCAAAGGGCACACCGUUUCCGAGUGGGAAGGCGAGGUUUUGGAGAUGGCCCGUAUAUCACGGCUGGACAUGGGCGCUUACCUCUGCAUUGCUAGUAAUGGCGUUCCUCCCACUGUCUCCAAGCGGGUUAAAGUUAGCGUUGAUUUCCCUCCAAUGCUGUGGAUUCCUCACCAAUUGGUUGGAGCGCCGCUAGCCUACAAUGUUACCCUUGAAUGUUUCACCGAGGCUCAUCCGACAUCCCUCAACUAUUGGACUAGAGACGACGGCCACAUGAUACAUGAAAGCUCCAAAUAUCAUAUGGAGAACACUGUUGGUCAGCCUGCAUAUAAAACCCAUAUGAGACUGCUCAUCAGGCACAUCACGAGUGAAGACUACGGCACUUACAAAUGCGUGGCGAAAAAUCCACGAGGGGAGUCUGAUGGAACGAUCCGAUUGUAUACCUCGUCGCCUCCGACGACCACCCCGGACCCCCGUGCCGUGACCGUGCCGCCUCCGUCCCGGCCGCCGCGGCGCGACACUCCUCUCUCUGACAAAGGAACAAAAUACCAAUCGAAUCUGAACGAGAUUGAUAAGGAGAAACAAAAGACGGACGAGGGUGGCGGGAAAACGCAUCUCAACUGGGUUGGUGCUCCACAAGUCACAGAUAAUGCUGAUUGGAGGAGAAGCCAUUUCAUUAUUUUGCUUUUAACAAUAAUACCCUUAUAUGUUUAAGAUAUCAGAUUUACAUACAAAUUCACACUGUCCAUUUUAUAUGUCUAAGAAAGCUUAGAGCUUAUACCAUGGUAGCGCUAAUGUAAACCAAAAGAUAAUUUAAUUUCACAAAAAAGUUGCUUAUUUCAAUUGAAGAAAGUCUAUCGGCAAAUCAUACAUACACCUAAGUAUAGUUGACUCCAUAAAUGCGAUGUUUUUAGAUCUUGUCUCUACUUAACUUCAGCUGACAUACCAACACGUAAUGUUAUUGCCAUCGACUGUACUAAUAAAGCCUCUUAGCCACUAGGACACGUGUCGCAAUACAAAUGGAGCAAUUUAUUGUACGGACAUCUAUGUCAAAUUGUGUCGACAUUCAUUCCCCAGUUACGGGGCAGGGAGGCAAUAACUUCCAUCGGUGGAUGUUUUUUUCAUACUUGCUGAGGGUCACACGAGGCUAAGAAACGAUCAGUGUGAAAAUGUUUCUAUCCGUUUUUGUCAGCUUAGCCAUUUAGGUGUUCUAUUUCUGAUACAGACAGAUUCGUUCCACCAUUUUCUUUUUUUAAAUAUUUGCCAAAAUGAAUCAGGACUUUUGUAAGUCUUCUUCAAUGGUUAUUCCCAUGACGCUCUUUUAAUAUUUUUAUUUGUAGAUAGGUAGGCUAUUAACAACUUAAGGUAGACACAAUUUAUUAUAUGUUGUGAAUGCAAAGAUAAGUCGUUAGUUUCAUGUAAUGAAUUUAAUAGAUCCGAUGAUUGUCUUGGAAAACAGGUAAAUUAUUAUAAAUUAUAAUAUAGUAGACAUCAUCGUUAUCAUUCUUAUACAAUAGUUGAUAGAGUUCAGUUUCAAUCUUACUAUAUUAAUAUGUAUAAACGUUGUUGUUAAUUAUAAUAUACACUAUACAAAAUUAUUAUAUUGAACAACAGUUCCUCGAGUAAGUAAAUUUUAUGGUAUAGCAGAUUUUUAAUCAAAUCUUACUUAAGAGAUAUUAUUAUUAUUCGUUGAAUGAUAUAAUUUAUUUAAAUUGCCAUUUAAGAAAUCUGCUAAGCCAUGAAUUAUAUUAUAGCAAAGUCACUGCACACGUAUAAAAUAUUAUAAAGUGCACUAAAUAUCAUAACAGUUAUUUUGUAUAUAGAGUAAGACUGAGUGAAGUAUAUACAAUCGUGUCUUUAGGGAGCAGUAUAUAAUGAUUGGUUUAUAUAAUAUUAUUAGUAUGUGCUUGUGUAAACCUCAUAUUCGCUGUGAUACGUCAUUCACUUUCCAAAUCAUGUAAUUUUUGGUUGAAGUGUGUUUUUGAGUUAAUUUCCUGAAAUCUAUUGAUAUAUUUCUUAAAAUGACGUCAAAAUUUUCCAUUUAAUAUUUAUUUAGAAAAGAAAAUUAUUUAAACGAUUCCUACAUUUUCCUAUCCCAAGGUUAUAAUUUUGAAACCCAAUUUAUUCUGUCAAUUAUAGUUUUAAAAUAAUGUCGUAUGUAAAUGUUACCGUUAAAAAUGUUGCCAAAUUGCUAAAUAUAAGAUAAAUGCUACAUAGAUAGUUACAUUGUAAAUAUAACCCUAAGCCAAAGCAAUGGAGUGCGUUUAAAGAGUGUAUUGUAUUGACUGUUUAACCGCAAGGUUAUGGCAUGAAUGAAUGUAACCAUACUACGUAAAUACACGUAACUACUAAAAGUGACUAGGUUAUAAACUAAAUAAAGCUUGUUUUAAA